AUGUCUAGCUGGGACUCGCCACCAGAUUACCCCCUCAGUUCAGACUUAGUGAGGAGAUUAAAGUCUGCUCUGGCCACUGGGGACGAAGACACUGUACAGGAGCUGAUCUGCACUGGGGUGGAGCCCGUGGACGCCGUGAUAGAGCUUGCUAAUGAUGACUGGAUGAAGGAGCCCUCAGCCAAGCUUCCCACAGGCGUACUGCUAGGAGACCUGGACCAUAUCCGAUUCCUCAUAGGCUAGUGCUUCUGGGAUGCCAAUGUGGUGUUUGAGAUCAGUAACGAAGAGAUGGAAUGGCAGGUGGCAUCCCUGGCCACCUUUGGGCUCUCAGGCCUUUGGACCCUGGAAUACAAGCGUGAGCUCACCACUCCGCUGUGCAUCGCUGCAGCCCACGGCCACGAGUCCUGCGUGCGACACCUGCUCAGUCGCAAAGCUGAUCCGGAUGCCAGCCCCGGAGGUCGUGGUGCCCUACAUGAGGCCUGUCUAGGGAGCCAUACCGCCUGCGCCCGGCUGCUGCUGCAGCAUGGAGCAGACCCAGAUCUACUCAGCUCCGAGGGCCUGGCGCCCCUGCACCUAUGCCGCACACCCGCCUCGCUUGGGUGCGCCCAGGUGCUGCUGGAGCACGGCGCGACAGUCCAGCUGGAGGGUGGCCCUGGCCGAGACACGCCGCUGCACGUGGCGGCCCAGCGCGGCCUGGACGAGCACGCACAACUCUACCUGGGCCGCGGGGCGCGCGUGGACGCGAGGAAUGGCCGCGGCGAGACGGCCCUGAGCGCAGCGUGUGGAGUGGCGGCACGGAGCCCUGACGAGCACGCGCGCUGCCUGCGCCUGUGCGCGCUCCUUCUGAGCGGGGGCGCGGCGGUAGACGCGCGCGACGAGGACGAGCGCAGCCCACUGCACAAGGCCUGCGGCCACGCGCGCCCCGGCCUGUGCACGCUCCUGCUGCAGCACGGCGCCAACCCGAACGCGAUCGACUACGGUGGCGUCCCGCUGGCGCGAGCGCUGCAGACGGCCACGUGCGCGAUCCCGACAGAGUCGCUGCGCACGGUCCAGGCGCUACUAAACCACGGAUCUCGCUCCUUGUGGCCUGAUGCCUUCCCCAAGGUGCUGAGGACAUGUGCACAGGUGCCCGCUGUCAUUGAAGUUCUGUUCAACUCCUACACUCAGCUCCGAGUGUCUGAGUCCUGGCGGGAAGCCAUCCCUGAAGAAGUAUACCAGACGCACAGGCCUUUCUACAGGUCUCUCUUCGCCUUGGCACACACCCCGCGCUGCCUGCAGCACCUUUGCCGCUGUGCCAUCCGAAAACUCCUAGGCAAGGGGUGCAUUCACCUUGUGCCCCGGCUACCAUUACCCAAGACUCUGCAAAAGUAUCUGCUUUUGGAGCCAGAGGGUGUUUUGCAUUGA
Messenger RNA from Apodemus sylvaticus (European woodmouse), 1401 nucleotides. RefSeq names its product ankyrin repeat and SOCS box containing 18 (gene Asb18). Lineage: Eukaryota; Metazoa; Chordata; Mammalia; Rodentia; Muridae. Gene Ontology annotation, biological process: intracellular signal transduction. The record is from RefSeq and is a predicted model, not a curated record. Gene Ontology annotation, molecular function: protein binding.